Molecule: messenger RNA, 838 nt
Organism: Ceraceosorus guamensis
Lineage: Eukaryota; Fungi; Basidiomycota; Exobasidiomycetes; Ceraceosorales; Ceraceosoraceae
Exons: 9
Coding region: 115-753 (212 amino acids)
Source: RefSeq, a predicted model, not a curated record
ACAGGCGAAGCGAGUCUGACCCCUCCCAUCCGAGCUUGCGGAGAGACGCAAGAUGGUAAACAAUUUUUGUUCACCGAUCACGUGGAAUUUGGAAGUGGAAGGAGCGAAGCGGUGAUGAAGCAGCUGGGGAAAAGAUUGGCAGAGAUGCAUCUGAAUGGAAAGAGUGACAGGUUUGGAUUUCACGUGCCUACUCAUUGCGGCGCUACCGAACAAGACAAUACGUUCGAAGACAAGUGGUCCACAUUCUGGACGGAACGCAGGAUUGGCGACCUCGUUCGUAGGUUGGCAGAUGCGGAUGUGACUCGCCUAGACAAAGAGCUUCGACAGCACGUUUGGCCAAUUCUUUUCUCGAAAGAGACGGAUGCGAAGAUCAAGCCCGCCAUCUUGCACGGCGAUCUUUGGAGCGGCAAUUACGGAGUCGGUCCGGACGGCACGGCAAUCAUAUUCGACCCAAGCUCGUAUUACGGUCACAAUGAAGCCGAAUUGGGCAUUUGUCACAUGUUCGGUGGAUUUAGCAGCGCUUUCUUUCGGGGAUAUCACGACGUGAUUCCAAAGCUUCAACCGCACUACGAAGAGAGACAAAAGGCGUACGAGCCUGCGCUACGCAUUCUUGGCGAUGCGUCGCAGCUGUAUCAUCACCUCAACCACGCUUUAAUGUUCGGAGGUAGCUACAAAUCGGGCGCUACUAGCAUCAUGAGGGAUCUGGUACGGUGGGGCAAGAGCCAAGGAGCAAGACAUCGGGCUGAUCUUUGAGAAGUAGAUGACCGUUCGUGUAUGACAGCCAGCAGCUGGACGACGUGUGAUCUCGUUGGCGUAGCUGCAUGGCGUCAUGAUGUGG